This is a messenger RNA of Aplosporella prunicola CBS 121167, 4254 nucleotides long. RefSeq lists its product as uncharacterized. Gene Ontology annotation, cellular component: eukaryotic translation initiation factor 4F complex. The record is from RefSeq and is a predicted model, not a curated record. Gene Ontology annotation, molecular function: protein binding; mRNA binding; translation initiation factor activity. NCBI's taxonomy places the organism in Eukaryota, Fungi, Ascomycota, Dothideomycetes, Botryosphaeriales, Aplosporellaceae. Bases 1 to 4254 code for a protein of 1417 amino acids. The transcript has 4 exons.
AUGACAAGCACGAUCCCGACCGCGAUUCCCACACAAUCCGCCGCGCAGAACGCAAACGCCGCUUCCAACUCCGCCUCAGGAACGACGUCGCCUUCGGUCGCUGGCGCCGCGCAGCCCACUGCCAAGUCAUACGCCAGUGCGACAAAGAAGUCCGUUUCGCCUCCCGCGAUCGCGUCUAGCACUCCGCAAGUGGCAGUGGGUAGUGCUCAGCAUGGCAAGUCGAACUCGGUCGUGAACGGCAAGGGCUCUAUCCCCCCCGCGGUUCCGGCUGUUGGUCCGACAAUUGCCAACGGUGCUGGCCACGGCAGGAAACCCUCAUCAAUGACGAUUAGUGCCGCUGGUUCGAGUGGUCCCAUGGCCAACGGUGCAAACAACAGGCCCAACAUCAGCUUCGGCUCCAUGAACGCCGGAGGCUCCCCGGCCCCUGCGAACAGCGUGCCCCAGGCUCCUGCCAACGCAGCUGCGCCCGCGAGCAACCCGCGCAUCACGUCGCCAGCCACCUCGCCGUCGCCUAUCCCUCAGCCGCCUGCAAGUGGCGGUCGUCCGCCGUCGGGGCUGCAGGGACAAGGGAAUGGCUUGAGCUUCGGAAGCAUGGGCGGUGGCCAAAACAACCAGUCGCGACCGGUCUCGAUGCCUCAGGGUCCUCCUUUGCCCCAAGCGCAGCACCUCCGCAGAGAAUCGUCGCAAUCCGCACACAGUGACAUGAGUGCGAACCGGAACUUUGUUCCGCAGGCAGGACGCGGCAGAGGUUACAACGGCGGUUACGGUGCUCCUUCGCCUGUACCGCAGUUCCGUCAGCCUGCCAACGUUCCUCGCGGCCCCAUGCCCGGCCAGUUCCAGGGUCAGGGCCCGAUGGGCUCUCCCUACCGUCAAAAUCGCAGCCCAGCGAUGGCGCCCGCGACGAUGCAGCCGCAGGCCCAGUUUGCCGGUCAGCCGCAAAUGCCCUACGGCGGCUAUCCGCAACAAUUUCAGCCGAACGCCCAACCUUUCUACGGGAUGCCCCAACAGCAUCUUGACCCGACCGCCUUCAAUCCCUACGCAGCUUACCAAACCCCCUACGGCAUGCAACCGGGCAUGCCGUUCCAAGGUGCUGCUCCUCCCAGCCCGCGUCCCUUCCAGCCCCAGUACAUCCAGGGCCAGUACGGCGCCGCCCCACACGCUCCGGGCAUGUCCCGCACCUCCUCGCAGGUCUCCGAAAGGCCUCCAUCGACCAUGGGCCAGCCGCAGACGCCAUCUAUGGCUGCCGCUAGCCAUGUCGCUCACACUCCCAGCCAAAGCUCUAGCAGCCCCGCACCCACCUCAAACUUCACGAUACCCGCGAAGCGCCAGAGCAAGGCAAUUGUAAUCAAGAACCCUGACGGUGAGGUUCUGGACCUGAAGAAGUCGGCUUCGCCCGCUCCUACGCCCUCAAAGUCCCCCAUUGUCGUUUCCUCCACCCCUACCCCCCCUCCUCGCGCACCCAGCGCCACUGGUUCGCAGCACGGCCGCGCCGAAAGUACGGUCAAGACGGACGAGGAGAAGAGGGCCGCUUUCCAGGAAGAAUUCAAGAAGCAGCUUGCAGCUGAGAAGGAGGAAGAGCGGAAAAGGUCAGAGGCUGCCAAGGCGGCCAAGGAGAAGGAAGAAGCCGACGCCAAGGCUGCCAAAGACAAGGAGGAAGCUGAGGCGAAGGCUGCUAAGGAGAAAGAGGAGGCCGAGGCUAAGGCCAAGGAGGCCGAGGCUAAGGCCAAGGAGGCUGAGGCUGCGGCCAAGGAGGCGGCCGCUAAAGAAGAGGAGCGCAAGGCCAAGGAGCAGGAAGAGAAGGAGCGCCUGCAGCGUGAGGAAGAUGAGCGCCUUGAGCGCGAAAUCGCCGAGAUGGAGGCUGCCGAGCGCGAGGAAGAAGAGCGUGAGAAGGCCUUCCAGGAGAAGAAGAAGAAGGAGAAGGAGGCGGCCGCAGCCAAGGAGGCUGAAGCGGCAGCUAAGGCUGACGAAGAGAUGAAGCGUCUUGAGCGUGAAGCUGAAGAGCGUGAGUUGGCCAAGGAGCAGGGUGCCAACAAAGACGAGAGCGCAGAGGCCAAGGCCCUCUUCGCUUCCCUCAAGAAGCCCACUUUUGGACCCGCGGCCGCUGCCGCUGAGGCUGAGGCUGCCAUGCCCCCGCCUGCGCAGCCUGCUUCCAAGGCGGCUGCUGCCAAGCCCAAGCCCGCGGCGCUCAAGCUUGAGACCAAGAAGCCCAUUGAGCCUCCUGCGCCUACCCCUGGUAUGCAGGCUCUCAAGUCCGCUCGUUUCCUCCAGGUCCAGAGCCAGGACAUCAAGUAUCCCUCUGGCAUCAAGUCGCCCAACCCUGCGCUCAACCAGGGCGGCAAGACCAAGGGCCGUCAGUACGACAAGGACUUCUUGCUUCAGUUCCAGGAGGUCUUCAAGGAGAAGCCAUCUGUUGAUUGGGACAACAAGCUGAAGGAGACUGUCGGCGAUGGCUCCGAAUCUGCUCGUCCCGGCUCUGCCCGCACGCCUUCGUCUCUCGGCGGCAGGUCAAACUCGCGCCCCAUCAGUGGUGUUGGCGGCUCAGUUGGACGCAUGGGCAACUUCGGAGCUGCUGGUGGACUUACCUUGCCUCCUGGCACUACCUCUGAGCACCGCUUCCAGAUGUCUCAGGGCAUGGCCUCUCGCCCUCCUGUGAACAACCCUCUUGCCAGCCUUGCUGGUGGCCGUGGCGGUUUCCCCAUGGGCAGCGGCGCAGUCCGCUCCUCGUCUUACAGCAUGCCCGCUGCUUCUUCGCCUCGCUCGGGCAGCACCCGCAAGGGCACUAGCCGCACUGGCGGUCGUGGCCAGAGCAGGCGCGACGAGGAGAAGGCAGCUCAGAACAUGCCUCUUACUGCCAACAUGGAGUUGAAGCCUCUUGAAAGGUCUACCAGCGGUUGGGUCCCCACCAGUCUUACCCAGCCCGCGGCUGCUCAGGCUCCCACUGGCAACCUUGCUCCUGACCUUGUCCAGAGGAAGGUCAAGGCUGCUCUUAACAAGAUGACCCCCGAGAAGUUCGACAGGAUUGCCGACCAGAUCCUCGAGAUUGCCAAGCAGUCUGAGCAGGAGACCGACGGUCGCACGCUCAGACAGGUCAUUCAGCUCACGUUCGAGAAGGCUUGCGACGAGGCUCACUGGGCUUCGAUGUACGCCAAGUUCUGCAAGCGCAUGCUUGAGACCAUGUCGCCCGAGGUCAGGGACGAGAAAGUCAGGGACAAGAACGGCAACCCUGUUGUUGGCGGUAACCUCUUCAGGAAGUACCUGCUCAACCGCUGUCAAGAAGACUUCGAGCAGGGCUGGGAGAGCAACCUGCCCGUCAAGAAGGAGAGCGAGGGCGGUGAGGAGGUGGCCAUGAUGUCCGACGAGUACUACGUUGCCGCCGCUGCCAAGAGAAAGGGCUUGGGUCUCAUCCAGUUCAUUGGUGAGCUCUACAAGCUUGGCAUGUUGACGGUCAGGAUCAUGCACGAGUGUGUCAUGCGUCUGCUCAACUUCGAGGGCAUGCCCGAUGAGUCCAACGUCGAAUCGCUCGUCAAGCUUCUCAGGACCGUUGGUGCGACCAUGGAGUCGGACGAGAAGGGUGCGCACAUGAUCCGCGCUUACUUUGAGCGCAUCGAGAAGGUCAUGAACAUGCCUGGCCUGCCCAGUCGUAUGCACUUCAUGUUGCUCGACACCGUUGAGCUGCGCAGGAAGGGGUGGAGGUCCAAGGACGACGCCAAGGGUCCCAAGACCAUCCAAGAGAUUCGCGAGGAGGCGGCGGCUGCUCAGCAGGCGGCAGAGCUCGAGAAGAUGAAGAGCAGCCAGCGUGGUGGCGGCGGCCGCAUGGCAAUGGGCCGCGGUGAUGCCCGUUCGUUCUCUGGUGGCGGCAUGGCGCCUCCUCCCGACUACAACCGCAACACCCUUGGCAUGGAUGAUCUGAGGAAACUGUCCAAGAACGCCUCUGGUCGCGCGUCGAGCUCUGGCCCCGGCACCUUUGGUCCCUCGUCCAUGUUCACUAGCCGUAGCGGCAGCGGCCGUCGCGGCCUUGGUCCCGGUGGCAGCCUGGGCCGUGGUGGUGACGACUCUGGUAACUCUUCGCGGACUGGCACGCCCCCCGUCAAGGACAAGGAGCCUGCCUCGACCCACCACAUCAACUCGUUCAGUGCUCUCGCAGCUCUCGAGGGUGGAGACGAAGGCCCCUCUCCCGAACAUGACGCCACCUCGCCGCCCGCAGCGAAGGUCCAACCGGCCACCGAGGAGAAGAAGGAGGCACCCGCCUCGUAG